Molecule: messenger RNA, 2493 nt
Organism: Macrosteles quadrilineatus (aster leafhopper)
Lineage: Eukaryota; Metazoa; Arthropoda; Insecta; Hemiptera; Cicadellidae
Product: zwei Ig domain protein zig-8-like
Exons: 6
Coding region: 256-1158 (300 amino acids)
Biological process (GO): synapse organization
Cellular component (GO): neuron projection membrane
Source: RefSeq, a predicted model, not a curated record
GUGCGUCGCAACGUCCAGCCUGUCCAAACGCCGUUGGUGUGUGCGGGUGCGGAAGUGGUGAAUUUGCGUUAUCACACCUACAGUGCAUCUAUACGUCAUCAGUGAAGUGUAAAGUGUAUAAAGUUAGUUUGACCCAAAUUUACUUUUUAUAGGAUUAUAAAUGUUAAAUGGUGUAAAAAUAUAUUGGUAAACCCAAAUUUUUGUGACAGUCACAGUGCUGUGUUGGUGUAGUGUGGGCCGGGCAGGCAUGUGAAAAUGUGCGUUCCCUUUGCCUUUGGGACGGGCGUUGCCCUUAUUGCUGCCCUCCUCACCGCAGCCGACCAAGCCAUCAUGGGCCACUCUGCUGACUCUACGGAAAUAGUUCCGUCACUGAACGAGCUCGAGGCCUCCUUCCCUCCUGUAGCUCCUCCCAGGUUUCUCACAGAGAACUCUAGUGUAAUCACCGCACAGACAGGCAGUACUGCCCUGGUACCCUGCCAGGUCCACAACAUUGGAGAUGGAAUGGUUUCCUGGAUCAGGAGGAAAGACUAUCAUCUUCUGACAGUUGGCCUGACUACCUACACGGGUGACGAGAGGUACCAGGCUAUACACGUCCAGAACUCCGAGGACUGGACGUUACAAAUUAAAUUUGUACAGCAGCGAGAUGCUGGUCUUUACGAAUGUCAAGUGUCCUCACAUCCUCCAAUCAGUAUUUUUAUAGAACUUAAAGUUGUGGAGGCCCGAGCUGAGAUCUCUGGACCGUCAGAGAAGUACCUCAAGCUUGGUUCACUCCUAAGACUAGUCUGCACGCUUCGACAGUCACCGGAGCCUCCAGUCUAUGUCUUCUGGUAUCACAACAACCGGAUGGUCAACUACGACGAUGACCGUGGCAUCAACGUGACGUCAGAGCUGGCUGCCAAGAGUAGUCAGCUGGUGAUACAGCAGGCAGCCAGGGACCACUCAGGGAACUAUUCCUGUGUCCCCAACAACGCCCAGCCUGCUAGCACGGUCGUGCACAUACUCAAUGGGGAGAACCCUGCAGCAAUGCAGACGGGUGGUCGAGGCCUCUCCUGGCUUCACUGUCCUUCUCUUCUGCUGCUAAUAGCAUCACUGGUAGCCUCGUCGUCGUCGUUAUCAAGCAGACCCUGUGUCCUUAUAACAACAAGCAACGACCUGUAGUGCGUUAUGUGAUGGUGAAUCGAGCUACGAAACAAACAUAAACGUCAUAGGAACCAUCCCAGAACAGACAUUUGCCCACUACUUAUGGCUAUACGUGACGUGGUUGUUCCGAAACAGCCAUGUUCUCACUACUAAUGGAGGUUGUUAUUUUCAUAUUCAAACUGUUUAGAAAUUACAUGUGGUCAUCUGUGAUAACUUAAAGGUUGCAAGUUGGGAGUAUUGCGUGUAUAUUAUGAUGAUUAUUUUUAGACUGUUUCAAUUUUAAUAAAAUUGUAAUGUGGUUUAAAAUUUCUUGCGUUUAGAUACAAUCAAAAUGCUAAUUAUAAUCGGCAAACAAUAGAACCAACGUAGGUUUAUGUUCAUGAUGGUUUAGUUUAAUUGUUUGAAGAAUAAAUGGAGGAUAAAUAUCACAAACAUCAACUCUUAUAAGUAGAUAUUGAUUCAUUUUGCCAUAAAGAGGCCAGUAUGUAGAAUAUGAAGCGUUCUUUUUUAUUGUGAAAUUAAAUUUGUAUAAGACUGCUUGACAUUUUGUAAACAACGUUUAUCAACUUUUAAAAAUGUAAUAAAACAUGUAUGAAAACCUGUAUAAAUCAUCGUUCUGUAAAUGUAUUAUUAUAUAUACAUAUAAAGUACGAGUAAUAUUUUAUACUACUCACAAAUAUAAGACGUAUGCUGUCAUACACUGUUAUUUUCAUGGUCUAUUUAACUUGGUUUCAGUCUUAAACAAAAACCCUAAAGAAAUUCCCCCUUAUAAUUAGAUUCUUCGGAAAAGUAUGUUAACAUUUAUGUUAAAUUCAAGUUUAUACCAGGUUGAAAUAGUCUACUUUAUUUUACAUGUGACGUAGUUUUAGAUAAAGAUAAACCUAUACAAUGUGGAUUAUUAAAUGUAUCGAAAACUUAUCAAAAUAUUUCUACAGGGUGUUUUAAAGUUUGUAAAUAUUCCUGUGCUUCGUUCAUCAACGAUCGAAAUAAUAUGCUCAAUAUUAUUUUAAGUUGUAUAAAAGCACGUCACUGAAUAGAAAUAUGUCGUUGUAAUGGGGUUAUUUUCAUAAUUAUAGGUAAUAUUCUUUUUAAAUUGUACUCCUCUAAAACGCAAAGUAAAAUAAUUAAUAUAGAGAUCUUUUAAAGUGUCACGAUCACUUGCAGCUCGUGACUCCUAAGCUGGCACUUGGCGGGAGGAGGGAGGACGUAGGGAAAAGACCGGACUGCAAACAUUUCAUCUGCCUCACGGGGUUGACUCCCCUUGUAUUAUGUACUUGAGCGCUUUCAGAUGGGUCGCGAGGACAGUUGAUGCAACGCGCAUAACGGGACAUAAUGUUUUUGAAAUAGGUACUA